AUGGAGAGCUAUUAUUUACUAGCCGUUUUAGUAAUCCUAAGAUGUGAAUAUGAAACUGUGAAUGCGAAAGACAUUUCAUACAUGAUUAAAGAAGAACAGCCUCUGAACACCCUGGUAGGAAACGUUGGUGAGGAUCUUCAAACUGUUGAUAUACUUACAUCUGAAAACACCAACAGUCUGAGCUACAGCAUCCUGACAUCAGGGAACCAGCACGCCAAGCUCUUCAACAUCAGCUCCAGCGAGGGACAACUCCGAAUAGCCAGGAGAAUUGACCGGGAGACUCUCUGUCCUUUCCGGUUGGUCUGUGGUCUUCAUCUACAAGUUGCAGUCCACUCCGAUGCCUCAGUCUACAGCUUCACGAUCAAACUCACCAUACAGGACACAAACGACAAUGAGCCAACGUUUGGUAACAAGACCAUCUCAUUACAGAUUCCAGAGUCAUCACCAAUUGGAGCUUCGUUUCCUUUCACUGGAGCCGUGGACAGGGAUAUUGAAGAAAACUCUUUACACAGUUAUGAAAUUAUCCCUAACAAUGCUCCUUUCAGAGUUAAUUUCACCAAAAACCUUGAUGGGACAUCAACAGUUAUUCUUUAUGUAAAAGAGGAACUAGAUAGAGAAACACAAGAAGGAUAUUAUUUGACUUUGUUAGCAAAGGAUAACGGUGUACCUCAAAAGAGUGGAACCACAGUGUUGAAAGUGACUGUUCUGGAUGCCAAUGACAAUGCACCACAGUUUACAUACUCAGUGUAUAAUGUGACAAUUAAAGAAAACACACCAUUAAACACAACAUUUAUUCGAGUAUCGGCACAGGAUGUUGAUAAAGGAAUUAAUCGAGAGCUCUUCUACAGACUCAGUAACCAUCAGGCUAGAGAAAUCAUGGAGUAUUUUGCCAUUGAUAAAACAGUGGGUGAUAUCAGUUUAAAGAAAUCAUUGCCCAGUGGGUUUAGACGUAUUAUUGUCGAAGCCAGUGAUAAAGGAACCCCUUCAAAAUCUUCUCAAACAUUUGUGGACAUAACCAUACUGGACACCAACAACCAACAUCCUUCCAUUACUGUUAAUCUAUUUAAUGGGAUUGAGGUAGCUCAUAUUUCAGAAGCUAAAAAUGUUGGCUAUCCAUUUGCUCAUGUCAAAGUCUUAGACUCUGACACGGGAAGUAAUGGCGAUGUCCAAUGCUACUGUCCAAACAUUAAUUUUGAUUUAAAACAGCUGGGCAUCAAAGAAUAUAAAGUAAUUAUCGCUAAAAAGCUUGACAGAGAAAUUGCCACUCACUACACAGUGGUGAUUUUUUGUGAAGAUUUAGGGAAACCUAAACUGACUGCAACAGCAAGUAUUGAAGUUGAGAUAGAUGAUGAAAACGACAGUGUGCCUUACUUUGUUCAAAAGUCAUAUUUUCUUAAUAUCCUAGAAAAUGAAGAUAUUGGGGGUAUUGGAAUCCAGGUAUCAGCCAAAGAUAAAGAUACUGGUACAAAUGCUCAGAUUACAUAUAAAUUAUCUGAUGAUGCAUGGCCUUACUUCAGACUUGAACCAGGAAGCUCGAUAAUAAAACCCAUUCGACCGUUUGACCGCGAGGAGAAGUCAGAGUACAAGUUCCAGGUUUAUGCUAUAGAUGGAGGUGAGUCUCCAAACACUGCCAGUGCACUGGUUACUGUUAUCAUAAAAGAUGUAAAUGAUGAACAUCCGACAUUCAAUUCUUCAUCAUACACAUUCUACAUCCGUGAAAACGUCCCAUCUAAGACUGUAAUUGGGACUAUUUCAGUGACAGAUCAAGACACAGGAUUUGGGGGAGUGAUUUCACUUCAGCUGGUCACAUCUAACACACAGACAGUAUUUCCUUUCUUUAUCCGUCAAAACGGAACUCUGCUGGCAAUGUCGGACAUAGAUGCUGAGAGGCAAAGUAGAUACAACUUCAAAGUUGUGGCUACAGAUCAAGGGGAGAAGCCGUUAAGCAGCUCGGUUGAUGUCACUGUAAUUAUUCUGGAUGUUAACGACAAUAAACCGAUUUUUGAUUUUCCCAGAAGCUCUAAUAACUCGGUGACUGUCUAUACACCUCAGACAGCUGGGUUUAGCAUCUCUCGGGUGAUAGCUCAUGACCCAGAUAUUAGUGAUGGGUCUAAUCUCCUGUAUUCCUUGUUUGAUAAGAAUAGGUCUUCAGUGUUUGAAAUUAAUAAAACGUCUGGACAUGUAUAUCUUUUGAAAAACAUUGACAUUAGUCAUGUUGGGUAUUAUGAAUUACUGAUAACGGUGAUGGAUAAACACAGAAAUCCAUAUUAUGAAAUGGAAAUACUGCAAGUUUUUAUCAAGUACAAGAUCAUGGACCCACUGGACUACAGACAUGAAGAGUAUGUCUUGAUAGUUGCCUCCCUUGUUUGUGUCACCCUCGUGGUGGCAGCAGUGGUUCUUGGGGUGCUGUGUUUUCUGUGGAAGCGGGACCAGGACAAUGAUUCGGACCAGGUGUUGUCUCAGAGUUCAGGAAGUCUUGGAAUCCAUAAUCUUGGGAUGGAUGCGGACACCUCUAAGAGUGAAGUCAAUAUGGAGGAUUCCCUGGACCAGUUACAUGACAAGUCUUUCUGCAAUGAGAGUCUGGAGGAGAAGGUGAUGUUCCGUGUGGCGAUGUCUGAUGUGUUGGAGGGGACGGCCACCGCGGACCGCGCCCACCAGAAACUCAACCAGCUGGCAUCGUUCAGACUCCACCAGGCCCUCAGAGAGAUGAACUCCGACCCAGCGGAGUUACAGGUGUCAACACCCCGGGGUGCAGCCCUACCAAACAGAAAGCAUGGAAACUUCCAUGAAGUAUCUAGAUGGAUGAGAGGUUUCCACAGCAACAGCCUGGAAAAUAUCCGAACCCACAUCCACGACGAUGACAACAAUGAUAAUGAUGAUGACAUCAUCAGGCACAACAAUGUGACAACGUACCCACACAGAAUAAAGCUGGGUGUGAGAGACAUCAGACGCAAGCCACUCGACCCGGCCAGGAGUGACCAGUUCUUCACCCAGACCCUCCCAUUUGACCGGCAGAGUCGCGGCCGACAGCAGAUGUCUCACAUCACCAAGAGCAAGUCAAACGACCUGGUGAGCAGCAAGUGUGUGCCGUUCAGCAUAGAGAACGGACCUCAGCCUCAACAGAGGCCAGUGUCCGAGGAAAGUGAUUCAGAAACACGUGAAGACUUUCUAGACUCUCUAGCUGCUGCGUCUGCUUCUGCUGUUGGUGCUGGGCAGACAGAGAGUGUUGCCAGUCAUAUGACAUUCUUCAGUAAGCCAAUAGUGCCAAGGCUGCCGUUGGAGAAGCUAGACAUUUCCAUGAUGACGGAAAGCGAGGCACCUCCAUCGUAUCGGUCCACGGUUCCUAGUUCAAUCCUCAGCAGCACCACCACCUCGGGCAGUUACAGUAUCUCUCUGGAGGACAUCAAGCCCAAUAUCUCAGAUAUCGUGUUUGCCAGGGUGACAGAUGUGUAUGUCUGA
Molecule: messenger RNA, 3459 nt
Organism: Gigantopelta aegis
Lineage: Eukaryota; Metazoa; Mollusca; Gastropoda; Neomphalida; Peltospiridae
Product: protocadherin-9-like
Exons: 3
Coding region: 1-3459 (1152 amino acids)
Biological process (GO): homophilic cell-cell adhesion
Cellular component (GO): plasma membrane
Molecular function (GO): calcium ion binding
Source: RefSeq, a predicted model, not a curated record